This is a messenger RNA of Momordica charantia (bitter melon), 1018 nucleotides long. RefSeq names its product putative dehydration-responsive element-binding protein 2H. Gene Ontology annotation, cellular component: nucleus. Gene Ontology annotation, biological process: positive regulation of DNA-templated transcription; response to stress. Lineage: Eukaryota; Viridiplantae; Streptophyta; Magnoliopsida; Cucurbitales; Cucurbitaceae. Gene Ontology annotation, molecular function: DNA-binding transcription factor activity; transcription cis-regulatory region binding. The record is from RefSeq and is a predicted model, not a curated record.
UUUGUUAAUUAAAUUCGAGGCGGUGCAUUGGGGCCUAGGGUUCCCCGUUCGUCUGCUUUGUCGUCGUCAACGCGACCGUCUUUAGUCCAUGGCUCUCUAGAAUCGGAAUGUCCGUCCUUUGUUCGACGUCGCAAAUUUAGGAACUGCUUCACCGCAGGAAGGGGGAGGCUUUUUGUGGUCUUUCUGAUUUGUUCUGUCCAACCUAAGGAUUUCUUGGAUGCCUAAAUUAGAAAAAUUGCAAGCUAGACGGCCUGGAUCAUCAUCCGUGGCUGAGACUCUAGCAAAAUGGAAAGAUUACAAUGAUCACCUUGAUUCAUGUAACGAUGAGACCAAACUCACCCGUAGAGUUCCAGCAAAAGGAUCAAAAAAAGGCUGCAUGAAAGGUAAGGGAGGGCCAGAGAAUUUGCGAUGUAAUUACAGAGGAGUUAGGCAAAGGACAUGGGGCAAGUGGGUUGCAGAAAUUCGGGCACCGAAUAGGGGAAGUCGGCUCUGGUUGGGUACAUUUCCAUCUGCCAUUGAAGCUGCUCUUGCUUAUGAUGAAGCUGCAAGGGCAAUGUAUGGCACUAUGGCUCGCCUCAAUUUUCCCAACAUCUCAAUUCCAACCUUGCUAAAAGAAAAAGAAUCAGCCACAAAGGAUUCUCCUGAAAUCAAGAGGCCUUCAAUCUCUUCUUUAGGGUCAACUUCACUUAGUCUGAGUUCCGAGUCCACAAUAACAUCAGAUCACUCUGAGGAUUGUGCAGUCGAAGAUGUCUAGCCUGCUUUGACCUCUUACCAUUGUAAAGUUUAUGAAUUGGAGAACGAAUGUCAGAGGGAUCCAUUUUUUGGACAGUUAAUGUAAUGCCCUUCCGGCGGCGAUAUGUGGAGGUGGGGCUGGUUGUAAUAUUUUUUCUUCUUCUUGUUGUCACAAGUACAACUAGGGUUAGGAAGAUCUGAACUAGGGAUGAAAUUUUUAAAUCACUGGAACUUCUCUAAUUGAAUCAUUCCUUAUGUUAAAUCUGUUUUAGUGGUUGAUAUUUCA